Molecule: messenger RNA, 3139 nt
Organism: Camelus dromedarius (Arabian camel)
Lineage: Eukaryota; Metazoa; Chordata; Mammalia; Artiodactyla; Camelidae
Gene: TMEM263
Product: transmembrane protein 263
Exons: 3
Coding region: 237-587 (116 amino acids)
Source: RefSeq, a predicted model, not a curated record
GGGAGGAGGCGGGAGCUGAGGAGGCGGUGGAGGGGGCGGGUCGCGUCCGGCGCCACGUCCGCAGCCAGAGGCCGCCGUCGCCAACGGAGUCUUCUGGCUACACAGCUAGAGGAGGCGUCUCCGGAGCCCGCAACUGUCCCGCAGUGUGCCAGCCGCUCAGGCCGUCUCAGCCCUUCUCGGUGCUGCGCGCUCCCUCAGUCCGGCCCCGGUGCCGGCCCCCGACCCCGGCGGAGAUCAUGAAUCAGGCAGAUAAAAAUCAACAGGAAAUCCCAUCGUACCUUAGUGAUGAACCACCAGAAGGUUCAAUGAAAGAUCACCCACAGCAGCAACCAGGCAUGCUGUCCCGUGUGACUGGGGGUAUCUUCAGUGUUACAAAGGGAGCUGUUGGUGCCACCAUUGGUGGUGUGGCUUGGAUUGGUGGAAAGAGUCUGGAGGUGACCAAAACAGCUGUUACAACUGUGCCUUCCAUGGGAAUAGGGCUGGUGAAAGGGGGCGUGUCUGCUGUGGCUGGAGGUGUUACAGCUGUUGGGUCUGCUGUUGUAAACAAAGUGCCCUUAACAGGAAAGAAGAAAGACAAAUCUGACUAAAAAUACGGAGAUACACUUGCUCUCCACAGCAUUAUGAUGCCAGUGGCAUUGAAUUGCUAAAUUAUGGACUACAACCAAGUCACCUGUUUUGGACGUUUAUCUUCAACUGCUGUGUUGAAAGUAUUGAUGACUGACUGGUUUUCGUCUAAAAAGAAGAGACCAAUACUAGCACAGUGUAUGAAGGUUUCUCAUACUUAAAUUCCAGCUUUUUAUCUGGUAAAAUGUUACACUUACUCAGUUGUAACUGAAGAUACAGUAUAUUUGAGUAUUUACUACAUAAGUCUUUCAGUUUAACUAAUGUGAAAGUUGAAUUUAGUGGAUGAUCUUUACAGUUCCAUAUGUAUAAUGUGCCAGGUAACUCAUCUGCCCCUUAAGAAGGGAACCUUGAAUUACAUAAACUGUACCUUUGAUGUGCCUAAUAGUUUCAGAUGUCUUAGUUUUAAUAACCAUAGUUGAUUAGACCAAGUGGCAUUCUUAUUUAAGAUGGUAAAAGUAGCAGGAAAUAGAGAAGUUUAAAAGAAAAGAUUCAUGGUUUUAUGUGUUAACAAUCUUUUGUUAGAUAUGCAUUAUAUUAAUUUAAUCAUUGAUGCCUUACAAAAGAAAAGCAUCUUUUCUAAUACCCUAAAUAUGUGCAGUUCUUAGUAUUAUUAUACAUGGAUUCUUUCAAAAGUUGGUUGUGAAAUUAGUUUUCCCUCAAGAAUCUCAGGAGUAGUGGGGUAAAGGCAUUUCUUGCUCUUAGCAGGUUAGAUAGUGUUUGUUAACUUUUUGUUAACUGUCAGUAGUUAUAACCAAAUUGUAUGCUUCAACCUGGGUUCAUGCUCCAUCAUUAAGAAACCUCACAGUGCCUAAGUAACAUUUCUUUGCUGGUCAGAAGCUGUGUUGGAAGAGUUUCAUAUUAAGGAGGAACACAUAAAUAAUUUUAAGUUCUUAAGAAUUACCUAAAGCAUUCAAGAUAUAAAAUGAAUUCUUCACACCUGUUUUGUCUCAAGGAUAGCUUAAAUUAUUAGCAGUAAUACCCCCUUUAAGAAAACAGUAAAAGCAACCACAAAUAUGUGGGGGCUGAUUUUUAAAUUGAAUGGAAUGGGCUCCAUAGAUUAGUUUUGAGUGUAAAAUAUAUAUAAGUGCUUUCAGUGGUUGACAGGCUUUUAAAAUAUGUUAUCUUACAGACCUUAAAAAGCAGCUGUAAACUUUGUACUAUUUUCUAAGUCAACUUUAGGCAAGGAAUUGAAAUUUUUGGUUAUGGAUGAUAAGUGUCGUGUCUUAUUUAUGUCUCAUCAUGUCUCAUUCAUUCUCAAAGAAUAUGUCUUAGAUGGAAUUCAUCUUUUUGCUUUUUGUUUCAUGUUCAGUUUCAUAAAAAUUUCAAAAGUGGCAUAUAUAUCUGGCAUUUGUCUUAACUAAGGGUUAUAAUCCAAGCCUGAAAAAUCUUAGUUUUCCUUAUACUUAAGUUUGGAAAUUUGCCUCCAUUCUGAAGACUUUUUUUUUUUUUUUUAAAUGAGCAAGGGGAAGAAAGGAAGUGAUGCUCUGGAGUAAGUCAAAAUAGCACUCCUGAGAAAAAAGCAGAUCAAGCUUAAAUGUUUGUUUGCAAACCACUGAGAGUUUUACAUUAAUAAUGUGGAUCAACAAAUGGAUAAGAACAAAACUUAAAAGCUUUCAUAAAUACCAGAAAGGAUUUUAAGCAAAUCCACUAAGGUUCUUGAACCUUUGUACCAUAUACAAAACUGAAAAGUCAUCAGGGAGUUAAUCAGAAAUUAAAUGGUCAUUUAUUUCAUCCAUUAUGAUUUAAGUAUAUUUGUUGGUAUAUUUUUAAAAAAAAAAAAGCUCUAAAAUUAGUGGAUGAACACUAAAUAAUGGUAUUUGAGAACUUGUUUCCUGCUAUUUGAAAGAAGUUACUGCUUCGUUGCUAGCUUAUAUUUCUACAUUAUCUUCUAUUGUCAUAGGCUCUGCUGUGCUUUGUACCUGAAUUUCUAAAUAUAGACUUUAGUUUACUGUAUGCUUGCAUAUUUAUUUUCAACUUUGCUUGUCUUUAAAACUACUUAAGGAAGAAUGGUUGUAAUUAAUUUCUGCUACAGAAAAGCCACCUGGUACAUUUUAUCUCAUCAAGUUUGUUUUAAAUUUUAAAGUAUAACUUUGUUCAGGAGAGGCUUUUGCAAUGCUAGCAGAGAACUUGUACAAAUGAAUAGUUAUAGAGGUUCUUGUUCAAAUGAACUUGCCAUUUGAUAUGUACAGCCGUACACUUGAGUCUUUUCCAGUUUAUUUUCGUAGACUAGCAAUUUGACCUGUUAAACAGUACUAGUUCACUUCAAAAAACUAAGGUUGUUGUACACACCUGGAGGCAUCUGUUAUUCAGCUUAUCUUUUGAGUGGGUAUUUGGCACAAUAAGGAUAAACUUGUGUGACCCACUUGAAAGACUGAUCUAAUGAUGUUGAUAUUAUGAAUCCUGUACUUAGUGAGAUGUCAGAUGAAAAUAACUGAUGAUUGAGUAAUUUUUUUUUGUAUUAAAAGAAUGGGAAAAGAAUACACAAACUGUUAAUAAAGCACUUUGAUCUGCAAAA